UCUCCCGGCGUCUUGGCCGGAGGGGAGACUCUUGGUAUUUUCUAAACCACCUCGUGGAUUUGAACGUGGCUCCGCUCCGUGCGCGGCCGGCGACUUGUAGGACCCCAGCCCUGGCCGCGGCCGCCGCGCAAGCCCUCGGAAGACUCGGUGGGUGGGGACUCGGGAUCUCCGUGUGAGCCACGGGAGGGCCGAAGGCUGCUCUGGAGAGGGGUCCUCGCAGAGGCAGUUUGGGAUUUGCUGGGAAGCAUGGAGGAGAAUGAUCCCAAGCCCAGCGAAGCGGUGGUAGCGGCAGAAGGGCAGCAGCAGGCGGAAUCCAGCCCCGGCGGCGGCUCUGGCGGCGGCGGGGGCAGCAGCAGCCCGGCUGACUCGGACACCAGCCGCCGGCGAGCUCUGAUGCUGCCCGCGGUCCUGCAGGCACCAGGCAACCACCAGCACCCGCACCGCAUCACCAACUUCUUCAUCGAUAACAUCCUUCGGCCUGAGUUCGGCCGGCGAAAGGACACGGGGUCGUGCUGUGCUAGCGCGGGUGGAGGAAGAAGUGGCGGAGCCGGCGGCGAAAGCGGCGCGAUCGGUGCCGAGGGAGGCGGCGGCGCAGGCGGCGCGGAGCAGCUCCUGGGGGCGGGCGCCAGGGAGUCCCGGCAGAACCCGCCGUGCGCGCCCGGCGCGGGAGGGUCCUUACCCGCCGGCGGCGGCGACUCUCCGGGUGACGGGGAAGGCGGCUCCAAGACGCUCUCAUUGCACGGUGGCGCUAAGAAAAGCAGCGACCCCGGAGGCCCCCUGGACGGGGCGCUCAAGGCCCGCAGCUUAGGCGGCGGCGACCUGUCUGUGAGCUCGGACUCGGAUAGCUCGCAGGCCAGCGCCACCCUCGGCGCACAGCCCAUGCUCUGGCCGGCCUGGGUCUACUGCACGCGUUAUUCGGACCGGCCUUCUUCAGGUCCCAGGUCUCGAAAACCAAAGAAGAAAAAUCCUAACAAAGAGGACAAGCGGCCACGCACCGCCUUCACCGCGGAGCAACUGCAGCGUCUCAAGGCCGAAUUCCAGACCAACAGGUACCUGACGGAGCAGCGGCGUCAGAGCCUAGCGCAGGAGCUCAGCCUCAACGAGUCGCAGAUCAAGAUCUGGUUCCAGAAUAAGCGUGCCAAGAUCAAGAAGGCCACAGGCAACAAGAACACGCUGGCGGUGCACCUCAUGGCGCAGGGCCUGUACAACCACUCCACCACCGCCAAAGAGGGCAAGUCGGACAGCGAGUAGGGCGGCGGGCGGGCGCCCAGGCCAGGUCUCAGUCCGCGCGAAACAAUGC
Messenger RNA from Castor canadensis (American beaver), 1300 nucleotides. RefSeq names its product engrailed homeobox 2 (gene En2). The record is from RefSeq and is a predicted model, not a curated record. Gene Ontology annotation, molecular function: RNA polymerase II cis-regulatory region sequence-specific DNA binding; DNA-binding transcription factor activity, RNA polymerase II-specific. Gene Ontology annotation, cellular component: nucleus. Gene Ontology annotation, biological process: neuron differentiation; regulation of transcription by RNA polymerase II; multicellular organism development. NCBI's taxonomy places the organism in Eukaryota, Metazoa, Chordata, Mammalia, Rodentia, Castoridae.